Phanerochaete carnosa HHB-10118-sp is the source of this 1830-nucleotide messenger RNA. RefSeq lists its product as uncharacterized. The transcript has 4 exons. Lineage: Eukaryota; Fungi; Basidiomycota; Agaricomycetes; Polyporales; Phanerochaetaceae. The record is from RefSeq and is a predicted model, not a curated record. Bases 892 to 1566 code for a protein of 224 amino acids.
CAUCUUCUUUCACACCACUCGUCAACCACCGCAUGAUUACUACUGCUUUAUGCGCAGUAGACGGGCGCAGAUAAUGUGAGCUGACUCGUCUUUCAGGCUUCAAGUUGGUAAUCCACGGAUCACACGCUUCCGAGUCACAGCUUGGCAAGUCAAUCUUGCGACCUGGCCGACAUGUUAUGCUUCUGGUCACAGCGGCUGAUGGAUACUUGCUUCUCGCGCAGAUGGCCCGCGAAAAUACCGGCAUGACUCGUUCUAUUUGGCAGCUGCGUCUUCUCUGCUGGCUGGAGUCACAGGAUUGGUAAGAAGUUUGGCUGAGUCAGUCUACAGAAGCGGUGACUACCGGAGCAGUUCUUCGAUGUUUCUGUGGCGGCAAUAUAUCGCAUGGUCGGAAACGAACAAUGCAGAGAACGUCAGCAAGGACUUGACACGACGUCUUUGACUAUCUUUCUUGGGCUGGGGCAGCAUUUCUUUCCUACUUUAAUUUGGAAUACUGAUGCCAGGCCAACGCGAUAGACCAAAAAUUCUGGAGUGAUUCGCUGGUAUAUCGUGAUUUCCAUGUCCCAAUAUCGCUUUCUGCGACAGUUAGCUUGGAUAUCGUCCGCUACUCACUAUUAAUCUUCAUAUUGGUCAGCUGCAAUCCCUGUACGCGCUCCAGGCAACGCUCUUGAUUACACAAGAUCUUAUGCGACGCUGCACACACACAUGCAGUGAUAUCUCCACUUGGAAGAGGUGCUUAUGGAGUGUCCCACCUAUGCCCUUGGUCAUCAUUGUCUCCCUGCCUCCUGGGCUGCUUAUAAGGGCCAUCGAGGCGGACAGAAACACUAGCAGUCGAUUCAACACUCUCACAGCUUCUUCUUCUUCUUCACCUCUCGCACUCCGCACAUAUCAGCCAUGUCGCACGGAAAGCAGUUCACUCUCUUCAACCACAAGGGCGGCCCAAACGGAUGGCAUGUCGCCUUCAUCCUCGAGGAGCUCUGCUUGACCUACGAGUCCGUGUUCCCCGAAAUAAACAUGAGGGCACACAAGGGCGCUGAGGGCCUCGCCAAGUACAACCCGAACGGCCGUAUCCCUGCGCUCAUCGACCACGGAAACAACGACUUCGUCAUUUGGGAGUCCAACGCGAUCGUCCAGUACGUCGUCGACAAGUACGACAAGGAGCGCAAGAUCUCCUUGGCACCCGGCACGGAGAGAUACUACACGCAGCUUCAGUGGCUGUACUUCCAGAGCUCCGGUCAGGGUCCGUACUACGGCCAACUGGCCUGGUUCAUCACCUACCACCCGGAGAAGCCCCAGAGCAUUCUCGACCGCUACACGAACGAGACCAAGCGCGUGCUCGGCGUCCUCGAGGGCGUGCUCUCGAAGCAGGAGUGGCUCGUCGGCAACAGGCCCACCGUCGCGGACAUCUCCUUCUUCACCUGGAAUGAGAUCACCGUUGGUAAUUUCCUCGAGAACUUUGACUUCGAAAAGGAAUUCCCUGUCACCGCCAAGUGGCACAAGAAGAUUCUCGAGCGCCCCGCCGUUAAGAAGGUCUGGGAUGAGCGUGCCAGGCUUCUCGCUCAGAAGUGAAGUUCGCACCAGUGGUUGCGUAUAAUACUCUUUGGACGGCUAGAAUGCACUACGAAUGAAUAUACUACUAGCUGUGGCUUGUAGAUACAAAUCAUACUUUUCGCUGCCCGGGAUCGAGUUGGGACAGCCUGCGAACAUCCGGUGGGGAACAGGGAAAGCUUCGGUGCUUGUUCAAGGCUGAUUUUGAGAACUAGCAGAGUUGUGUCGCGGACUCGGGUCUCGGGGGUUACGGAGGGAGUGAUCAGUAGACAGUUCAUAGUACGC